Molecule: messenger RNA, 2346 nt
Organism: Camelina sativa (false flax)
Lineage: Eukaryota; Viridiplantae; Streptophyta; Magnoliopsida; Brassicales; Brassicaceae
Source: RefSeq, a predicted model, not a curated record
AUGGUUUUCUCUUUUACAUCUUUGGGUGGAAAGGUAGAUCGUUCUGUUAAAAAAGGCCGUGGCCCAUCCAUGUUUGCUUUGCAAGGUGAAAACUAUCAUUUGAUGGGUUCUUUAAAACCAAAGGCUGGUGAUUAUGCAAAGUUUCAACAACUUUAUAUUGUUGACACUCAAAAUGAAGUCCAAAAUAGAAUGAAUGUUAUGAGCAAAGAAGGACGUCAAGUCAAAGUCGAUGGGAAGAAAAAAUUCAGGCCAGAUCUUGUGGAAAGCUUAAUCAAAUUGUUGGACGAAGUUAAUCCUCAUGUAAGAGCUUUUAGAAUGGCUAGAGAUAGGUUUGAUAUGGAGAAAGAAGAAUCAAACUUCCAUAUGAGGAUUAUCUCAAGUCGCAAAACCGAUGGUAGGGAAUACAACAUCCCUACGGCCUCUGAAGUUGCUGCACUGAUUCCAGGAGAUAUUGAUGCGAAUAUGGAUAAAAGAGAUAUCGUCCUCCAAAAAAGAAGUGGAAAAUUACUAAGAAUUCAUGAAUGCCAUGUCGCAUAUCUAGCCUUACAGUAUCCUUUGUUGUUUCCAAGAGGAGAAGAUGGCUACAGACUUGGUAUUAAGAAGACAAAGAUAACAAGAGGAAGGAUAUCAAAGAAACAGUCAAAGAAAAAGAGUUCAAAUAAAAAAAGUCAGAAGGAUUUUAUUGUUGAUGCCUAUACCAUGAUCGAAACAAAUAGGCUAAGGUAUUUAAAAAAAAACCAAAAGAAACUUCGAAGGACAUACAAGGAAGAUUUGAGGAAAGCAGCAGAAGCUGGAGACGACAAUUUAAACAAUUAUGGAGACUCUUUCACGCUACCUGCUUCUUUUACUGGAGGACCAAGGUAUAUGAGGCAGAGCUACCUUGAUGCAAUGGCUACAUGUAAGAAGUUUGGGUUUCCAGACCUCUUUAUUACAUUCACAUGCAAUCCUAAGUGGCCUGAAAUUGUAAGAUUUGUGAAUGAGAGGAAGCUAAAGGCUGAAGAUAGACCAGACACCAUUUGCAAAAUAUUCAAGAUCAAGCUUGAGAAUCUAAUGGAUGACAUCACAAGAAAACAUAUUUUUGGGAAAACAGUUUCAGCUAUGUACACAGUAGAGUUUCAAAAAAGGGGUCUUCCGCAUGCUCAUAUUAUAGUAUGGAUGGAUCCGAAAUGCAAGUUUCCUACUGCAGACGAAAUUGACAAGUUGAUUUGUGCUGAAAUUCCAGACAAGGAAACAGAUCCAGAACUCUACAAUAUAAUAUCAGAAUGUAUGAUUCAUGGUCCAUGUGGUGCUGCUUACCCCUCAUCUCCUUGCAUGGAAGAAGGUAGCUGUUCAAAAUUUUUCCCAAAACCACAUGUUAAAACCACCAGCAUUGACAAGGAAGGUUACCCGGUUUAUAGAAGAAGAAAUGAUGAGCGUUUUAUCGAGAAGAAUGGUUUCAAAUGUGAUAACCGAUAUGUUGUCCCUUACAAUCGGUUUUUGUUGGUAAAAUAUCAUGCUCAUAUAAAUGUGGAGUGGUGCAACCAAACAGGUUCAGUGAAGUACUUAUUUAAGUAUGUUCACAAAAGUAAUGAUCGAGUUGGUGUCAUUGUUGAACCUCAUAAAAAAAAAGGAACUGAAGAAGGUCAGAAGAAUCUUCAAAAUGAGAAUACCCCAGCAUCAAAAGAUGAAAUACAAGAUUACUUCGAUGGCAGAUAUGUAUCUGCGUGUGAGGCUAUGUGGAGGAUUUUAGCUUACCCAAUACACUAUAGGCAAACCGCUGUUGUCCCACUCACUUUCCAUGAGGAAGGCAAACAUCCUAUUUAUUUUCGGGACGGUGAGUCUGCACAGGAUGUCAUGGAUCGUGACUCUCUUGAUGAAUCUCAGUUUCUUGCUUUAUUUGAACUUAAUAAACGUGAUGAAGAAGCUAGGAAGUUAUUAUAUGAAGAAAUACCAAGCAAGUUUAUAUGGGAUGGGAAGGAGAAAGUUUUUUACAGAAGGAAAACAAGAGCAUUUGCUAUAGGGAGAAUUAACUACGUUCCUCCGACGAUAGACGAUGCAUAUCAUUUGAGGAUUCUUCUCAAUUCAGUCAGAGGUCCUACCAGUUUUGAUCACAUUAAAACUGUGAAUGGUGUCAUACACAAAUCGUAUCGUGAAGCAUGUUAUGCUCUUGGUCUGUUAGAUGAUGACAAAGAAUAUAUUGAAGGUAUUAAAGAAGCACACUUCAUGUGUUCUGCAAAGUACGUUCGUAAAAUGUUUGUGAGGAUGCUUCUCUCCGCCGUGCUAAGUGCUCCUCAUAUUGUGUGGGAAGAAACUUGGACUAUGUUAUCUGAUGACAUAUUAAGGCGUAAAAGAGAAGAACUAAAAUGA